This is a messenger RNA of Stegastes partitus (bicolor damselfish), 1251 nucleotides long. Its product is annotated as potassium channel subfamily K member 2-like. Gene Ontology annotation, cellular component: plasma membrane. NCBI's taxonomy places the organism in Eukaryota, Metazoa, Chordata, Actinopteri, Pomacentridae. The record is from RefSeq and is a predicted model, not a curated record. Gene Ontology annotation, biological process: stabilization of membrane potential; potassium ion transmembrane transport. Bases 118 to 1251 code for a protein of 377 amino acids. Gene Ontology annotation, molecular function: outward rectifier potassium channel activity; potassium ion leak channel activity. The transcript is spliced from 8 exons.
GCUCCAGACUUAUUGGACCCUAAAUCCGCCACUCACAACACUAAGCCCCGCCUCUCCUUCUCCACAAAGCCAAUCACACUGACUCCUCGGGAGGAGAGUGAGGUGGUUGCCACGGUGAUGAAGUGGAAGACUGUGACGGCCAUCUUUCUUCUGGUGGUUCUGUACCUGGUGAUGGGAGCAGCAGUCUUCAGAUCCCUGGAGCAGCCUCACGAGAGUGCUCAGCGUUUGGCCAUCCUGUCCCAGAAGCUGGAGUUCCUGUCCAGACACUCCUGUGUCAACCAGAGCCAGCUAGAGGAACUGGUUAAGCAAGUUGUGUCUGCCAUCCGUUCAGGAGUGAACCCUGCAGGAACGCUGACCAGCCACAGCAGCCUGUGGGACCUGAGCUCGGCCUUCUUCUUUGCUGGGACGGUCAUCACUACCAUCGGUUUUGGGAACACGUCUCCCCACACUGAAGGCGGAAGAAUAUUCUGUAUCGUCUACGCGUUGUUAGGGAUACCUCUGUUCGGCUUCCUUUUGGCCGGUGUGGGAGAUCAGCUCGGCACCAUAUUCGGCAAAGGCAUUGCCAGAGUGGAGAAGAUGUUUGUGCACUGGGACAUCAGUCAGACAAAGAUCCGGGUCAUAUCCACGCUGCUCUUCGUGCUGUUUGGCUGCCUGCUGUUUGUGGCGCUCCCGGCCGCCAUCUUUAAGCACAUCGAGGGCUGGUCUGCUCUGGAGUCCCUUUACUUUGUGGUCAUCACCUUGACUACCAUUGGAUUUGGGGACUUUGUUGCAGGUGGGUCAGAAAUAGAAUACCUGGACUACUAUAAACCAGUUGUAUGGUUCUGGAUUCUGGUGGGACUGGCGUACUUUGCUGCGAUCCUCAGCAUGAUAGGAGACUGGCUCCGAGUCAUCUCCAAGAGGACGAAAGAGGAGGUCGGGGAGAUCCGAGCUCACGCUGCCGAGUGGACGGCUAACGUCUCUGCAGAGUUCAAAGAAACUCGCCGUCGUGUCAGCGUCGAGAUCUACGACAAGUUCCAGCGUGCCGCAUCAAUUAAACGCAAACUGUCGUCAGAGCUGGGGUUCAGCCCGGCGCCAGAGCUCACUCUGCCCAGGAGGACCGUGUCGGUCAAUUUCAACGACGAGCGGGACAAGAACGAGAAGGAAGCCGGGCUGCAGGGCUUGACGACGCCUCUGAGCAGAAACGGUGGUUUGUACAUGAACGGCUUGGACCCAGAGAGAGGAGAUAUCUCGAUUAUUGAACACCUCAAGUAG